Messenger RNA from Drosophila obscura, 2508 nucleotides. It is a transcript of the gene Dh44-R1, whose product is annotated as diuretic hormone receptor. Gene Ontology annotation, molecular function: G protein-coupled peptide receptor activity; peptide hormone binding; diuretic hormone receptor activity. The record is from RefSeq and is a predicted model, not a curated record. NCBI's taxonomy places the organism in Eukaryota, Metazoa, Arthropoda, Insecta, Diptera, Drosophilidae. Gene Ontology annotation, cellular component: plasma membrane. The transcript is spliced from 12 exons. Gene Ontology annotation, biological process: cell surface receptor signaling pathway; adenylate cyclase-modulating G protein-coupled receptor signaling pathway. The coding region runs from base 572 to 2110 and encodes 512 amino acids.
CUUCAGUUAUCAGCGGGAUGUGAGCGAGUGCGGUUCUUGGUUAUUCUGGGCUCUGGGACAGAUGCCAGCGCGGAAAGAAUAACUAAAAUAUUAACAAAAAUUGACAUAUUGUUUGAAAAAUAUUCGAAAAAAAGAAACAAAACAAAAAAAAUUCAUAUAUUUCGCAUAUAUAAAAAAAAGAAUUUCCUCCGAAAAAAUAGCAACGACAUAAAGUCAGUGGCGCCCAAAGGGCACACAGUUAUUGUGCAAGUUCGAGUGUAACUAUAACAAAUAAUUCUGGAUAAAAACCAAAACCAAAACCAUAAAGUUUCUGCUCUGUGUUUGUGGGUGGGUGGUGUGUCCAUCCAUAACCAAGGCAACUAGACAAACACACAGAUAGACACACACACACACACACACACACACACACAGAGACAGCGCAAGGGAGACACAGACUGGUGUAAACGGAAACCCACCCACAUAGUCGCGUAUAAGAAAGCAGCUCAAACAUCAUCAUUUGGCAGCUGAGAAGGCGUUAAACACAUUUAAGCCGGGUCAAGUGGAGCCGCAGAAUGGUGGUGGUGUCCACACAAUGAGUGACCACAGCAGUCACAUGGAGGCGGCGGGCGGUGCCAAUGGCAGCGGUAUCGAUCCGCUGCUAAUGCUGUCCAAUCUGGACGGAAUCGGGGAGAGUGUGGAGCUGCAGUGCCUGGUGCAGGAGCACUUGGAUUCAACGACCUACGGCAAUGCCAGCGACCACUGUCUCACACAGUUCGACUCGAUCCUCUGCUGGCCGCGAACGGCGCACGGCACCCUGGCCGUGCUGCAGUGCAUGGACGAGCUGCAGGGCAUACACUACGACAGCAGCAAGAAUGCCACCCGCUUCUGCCAUGCGAAUGGAACGUGGGAGAAGUACACCAACUACGAUGCCUGCGCCCAUCUGCCAGCCUCCCACUCGGUGACGGAGUUCGAGGUCAUCGUGGAGCUGCCAACCAUCAUUUACUACAUCGGUUACGCCCUCAGCCUGGUCUCCCUCAGCCUCGCUUUGAUUGUCUUUGCGUACUUUAAGGAGCUGCGUUGCCUGCGUAACACCAUUCACGCCAAUUUGUUCUUCACGUACAUUAUGUCGGCUUUGUUCUGGAUACUGUUGCUAUCGGUUCAGAUCUCCAUCCGGAGCGGACAGGCCAGCUGCAUUGCUCUGGUCACGCUCUUCCACUUCUUUACGCUGACAAACUUCUUCUGGAUGCUGGUGGAGGGCCUCUAUCUGUACAUGCUGGUGGUGAACACCUUCUCCGGCGACAAUAUACGCUUCAACAUUUACGCCUCCAUCGGAUGGGGUGGUCCGGCCCUGUUUGUCGUUACCUGGCUGGUGGCCAAGAGUCUGACUGUCACCUACAACAGCACCGAAAAGUAUGACAUCAAUUGCCCCUGGAUGGAGGAGACGAAUGUGGAUUGGAUAUUCCAGGGACCCGUCUGUGCGGUGCUGCUCAUCAAUUUAACCUUCCUGCUGCGCAUCAUGUGGGUGCUCAUCACCAAACUGCGCUCGGCCAAUACCGUGGAGACGCGUCAGUAUAGGAAGGCGGCCAAGGCACUGCUGGUGCUCAUUCCCCUCUUCGGCAUCACCUACCUGGUGGUGCUGGCCGGCCCGUCCGAGGUCGGUCUUAUGGGUCACAUGUUCGCCGUUCUGCGCGCUGCUCUGCUGAGUACACAGGGCUUCUCCGUAUCGCUGUUCUACUGUUUCCUCAACUCGGAGGUGCGCAAUGCGCUGCGACAUCACAUCUCCACAUGGCGGGACACGCGUGACAUCCAGCAGAGUCAGAGCCGACGGUACACCGCGAAAAGUUUCUCCAAGGGCGGCAGCUCGCCGCGGGCUGAGAGCAUGCGGCCUCUGACCAGCUACUAUGGACGCGGCAAGCGGGAGUCCUGCGUCAGCUCGGCCACCACCACGACACUGGUGGGGCAGCAUCCGCCCUGCAACGCCCUGCACCGUGGCUCCACCAAUGCCCUGCACACUGGAGGCGCCAGCACAACGGGCAUGGGCCUGGGCACCGGCAGCACUCUCAGUGUCAUGCCCCGGGCAAUCAGUCCCAUGAUGAAGUUGCAGCAAGGACUCGAGGAGAACUCCGUUUAGGGGAUGGCCCACAGAUGAAUCUUAAGAGACUGAACUUUCAUUGAAUUCCAUUUCCGAACGGAGAUCUGUGAGUGCGAUGAGGUAGUACUUAGAUAUUAGCGAGAAUAUCAAUGAUGGAAGGACCAGACCACGUACCAGACACAGGCACAGGCACAGCCUCCAAGUCAGAGCCACAGCAGAGCAGCAAAAUGUCGAGUCAAAUGUCGUUGUCGUGUCUAUGUGAGCCACAAGCCCAACUUGCAACCCACGGCUACCCCUGAACCCAAUCCAUACACAAUACUCCACGUACUCCAAUAUUAGCCAAUACAUUGUGUGUCUGUUUGUGUGUACAAAUACUUAUAUAUAAACUGUAGCAUAAUCGAGCAUCUGAAUAAAUGGUCUAUUUACUUGUGAGUGUA